Molecule: messenger RNA, 417 nt
Organism: Mya arenaria
Lineage: Eukaryota; Metazoa; Mollusca; Bivalvia; Myida; Myidae
Exons: 3
Coding region: 68-406 (112 amino acids)
Source: RefSeq, a predicted model, not a curated record
AAACUAGUUUAAAUACGUUGUUGAUAUGUCGACGUAUAUAAUUGCAAAGCGAAUAUUAACGUUGUAAAUGUGCUUAUUCUCCUACAGAAUAAACAUGGAGGAGUUCGGUCGAUUUCAUACAAAAAGCGGCCUGCGUAUGUCCUCCGAUAAGUAUCCGGAAAAACGCGAGGACACAUUAACGGUUGAAUGGAAAGUACACAAGAUAAUCAACGACAGCCGGGGAAACGAGGUGUAUAUGUACCAGCCGAAUCCAGAAGACAUUCGACGACAGCCUUCCUCGCGUGUGUCUUCAUCGGAGAGAGACUUCAGUAGGCCAAGGACUGUAUCUGUGUAUGACUACAUCGACACCGAAUCAAGGUGUGAGAUUCAACGGCCAAUUCUACGCCCAAAUGUCAACAGAAUAUAAACCACUUAAAA